AUGGGAGACGGAGCCAUUGAGCUAGCGGGGCGAACAGCAUACCGCUGGGACAGAAACAUCGACUCUGACGUCCAGCAGCUGGUGGUGGUUAAAGAAGAGGUUCCCCCUGAGCAGCAGGAGUGGAGCUCCAGUCUGGACCAGGAGGACCCAGAGCCCCCCCCAUACAUUAAAGAGGAACCGGAGGAACUCUGGAGCAGUCAGGAGGGAGAGCAGCUUCAAGAGCUGGAGGAGGCUGAUAUCAUCAAGUCCACAUUCACUCCUGUCCCUGUGAAGAGUGAAGAUGAUGAAGAGAAACCUCAGUCCUCUCAGCUUCAUCAAAGACAAACUGAACACCUGGAAACAGAAGCUAAUGGAGAGGACUGUGGAGGACCAGAACCAGCCAGGAACUCAGAUCCAGAGAGACAUUUACAACCAGAGACUGAGGACAACACUGGAGACUCUUCUGAACCUGACACUGAAGACAGUGCUGAUUGGAAGGAGACCAGAGAACCAGGUUCAAACUCUCAGAGAAAUAAACAAGACCCUGUCAGUGAUUCAGGACGUAGUGCAGGAGAGAAAAUAUUUGGCUGCUCAGUCUGUAAGAAAUAUUUUAACCGGAGAGGACAUUUAAAGGCCCACAUGAGAAUCCACACAGGAGAGAAACCAUUCAGCUGCUCAAUCUGUAAGAAAUCUUUUAUACAGAGAGGAAGUUUAAAUCGGCACAUUAGAAUCCACACAGGAGGGAAACCAUUCAGCUGCAGUGUUUGUGACAAAAGAUUCACACAGAGCCAUCAUGUCAAAACCCAUGCGUGUGUUGGUCGUCAGUCCUCACAGCUUCAUCAAACUCAAACUGAGGAGAACAGAGAGGCAGAGCCUCCAGCCAGCAGCUCAGCUGAACACAUGGAAACAGAAGCUGAUGGAGAGGACUCUGGAGGACCAGAACCAGCCAGGAACUCAGAUCCAGAGAGACAUUUACAACCAGAGACUCAGGACAAUCCUGGAGACUCUUCUGAACCUGACACUGAAGACAGUGCUGAUUGGAAGGAGACCAGAGAACCAGGUUCAAACUCUCAGAGAAAUAAACAAGACCCUCUCUGUGAUACGAGACGUAGUGCAGGAGAGAAACCAUUCAGCUGCUCAGUCUGUAAGAAAUAUUUUUCACAUAGAAGAAGUUUAAAGCACCACGUGAGAAACCACAAAGGAGAGAAACCAUACAGCUGCUCAUUUUGUAAGAAAUAUUUUACACAGAGUGGAGAUUUAAACAGACACAUGAGAGUCCACACAGGAGAGAAACCAUACAGCUGCAGUGAUUGUGACAAAAGAUUCACACAGAGCUAUCUGGUCAAAACCCAUAAGUGUGUUGGUCGUCAGUCCUCACAGCUUCAUCAGACUCAAAGUGAGGAGAACAGAGAGGCAGAGCCUCCAGCCAGCAGCUCAGCUGAACACAUGGAAACAGAAGCUGAUGGAGAGGACUGUGGAGGACCAGAACCAGCCAGGAACUCAGAUCCAGAGAAACAUUUACAACCAGAGACUGAGGACAAACCUUUAGACUCUUCUAAACCUUAUACUGAAGAUAGGGCUGAUUGGAAGAAGACCAGAGAACCAGGUUCAAACUCUGAUAGAAAUAAACAAGAUCCUGUCAGUGAUUCAAGACGUAGUGCAGGAGAGAAACCAUUCAGCUGCUCAGUCUGUGAGAAAACAUUUGCAUGGAAAGGAUAUUUAAAUCUGCACAUGAGAAUCCACACAGGAGAGAAACCAUACAUCUGCUCAAUUUGUAAGAAAUCUUUUGCAGUGAAAGCAAGUUUAAAGUGCCACAUUAGAAUCCACACAGGAGAGAAACCAUACAGCUGCAGUGUUUGUGACAAAAGAUUCACACAGAGUCAUAAAGUCAAAAGCCAUAAGUGUGUUGGUCAUCAGUCCUCACAGCUUCAUCAAACUCAAACUGAGGAGAACAGAGAGGCAGAGCCUGUAGGAGAGAAACCAUUUGGCUGCUCUUUGUGUGAGAAAAUAGUUAGACGGAGAGGAAAUGUAAAACACCACAUGAGUAUCCACCCACGAGAGAAACCAUUCAGCUGCUUAAUUUGUGAGAAAUCUUUUACAGAUAUUGGGAAUUUAAUUACACACAUUAGAGCUCACACAUGAGAGAAAUCAUUCACCUCAUCUGUGUGAAAUAUUUUACAGUGAGAGGAAUUUUUAAAGACACACAUGAGCUGAUAGAGAGAACUGUGGAGGACCAGAACCAGCCAGGAACUCAGAUCCAGAGAGACAUUUACAACCAGAGACUGAGGACAACCCUGGAGGCUCUUCUGAACCUGACAUUUUCCAAGUCAAAUCUGCAACAAAAAAAGAGGACAAUUAAUUAUUCCUACGACAAUUCACAUGAGAAAAAUCUGUCUGGCUGAAUAAACUCUGUUUGACAAUGUUCAAACAUGACUUCAUCUAAACUCCAUCUUUAUCAACAGAAGUUUUGAAUAUGUUUAAUGUUUUUGUCAUACUACUUUUCUGAUGUAUAACCAUGUAUAACCACUGACUGAUUAAUCUGCAGUAGUUUCUCUAAUAAUCUGUUUGUUUAAUGAAAUGUUGUGACUUUAAACUUCCAUUGGGAUGUUGUUGAUAGUUCCUGUUGAGUUAUCAGUCUGUUCUGGUCUAAAAGAAGAACCAAUGACUUAUUGAUAUAGAGAAUGUGUACGAUGUUUCCAGUUUGAUUCUGUUUAUAUCAUCAAACCAAACUAAAAGAAAAAGGCCUUUGAAACAGA
Messenger RNA from Gymnodraco acuticeps, 2735 nucleotides. Its product is annotated as zinc finger protein 2 homolog. The transcript has 3 exons. Gene Ontology annotation, biological process: regulation of transcription by RNA polymerase II. Bases 1 to 2121 code for a protein of 706 amino acids. The record is from RefSeq and is a predicted model, not a curated record. NCBI's taxonomy places the organism in Eukaryota, Metazoa, Chordata, Actinopteri, Perciformes, Bathydraconidae. Gene Ontology annotation, molecular function: RNA polymerase II cis-regulatory region sequence-specific DNA binding; DNA-binding transcription factor activity, RNA polymerase II-specific.